Ctenocephalides felis (cat flea) is the source of this 829-nucleotide messenger RNA. RefSeq lists its product as uncharacterized. The record is from RefSeq and is a predicted model, not a curated record. The coding region runs from base 43 to 369 and encodes 108 amino acids. The transcript has 2 exons. Lineage: Eukaryota; Metazoa; Arthropoda; Insecta; Siphonaptera; Pulicidae.
UCAGAUUCGAUAGUCGUCCCAUCUAACGAUUGCACCAAACCGAUGAUGUACCACCAACCGAGUGGUCCCCAGAUGACAACCAUUAUGGCUUACGGAGACACAAACCAGCAUUUACCACAAGGAACUGCAACUAUAGCAUACACACAAAUUCCUGGAGUGGCUUAUGGGCCACCUGGCAGCCUUGCAGUGGUACAUGGUGGUACUUUGAGACGUGGUCAAAACAUGUCUAUGAUGCCAUCUGUAGUCCCGAAUCUGCUCCACAACGCUCCACAAAUGCACAUGCUACCUUCAGACAUCACCAUGAUGUCACCCGGCGACGUGUCGACCCUUCAAAGGCAACCCCCGGGUCAACAUUUCUACUACGGCUGACAUCCGGUCGCGGAUAUCUGCCAGAACUAUCCUGCUGCGGCGGAUAUUUGUCAGCAGUAUCCGCCACAGCAACAACAGAUGGCGACAAUGACAAUGAGAAAUAUGCAGCAGCAGGCUGCUCCAAGUAGAGCGGAGGCGAUGUGCGCAGGGGGGAGGACUUAUUGUUUCUAGUACUAUUUUGUCGCGGAGGCGACCAAUGGGGGACAGGAGAGGGUUUCGGUAUCACGUGACAGUGUGAGUUGGGAGAAUGCGGUUGGUAAUCGAUACAUAUCGGAUACAAGUGACGGGGUGCAGGACUUGGAUGCAGGUGAUGUGGUUGUUGGUGUGGAAGACGACUGUCCAGGGGUAAUAAAGGAUAGUAAAGCUAGUGUUAGUGGUUCUAAUCGGUUUUUUGGUAUACGUGUACUUCCGAGUGAUGUUGGAACUGGUGUAAAUAAAACUUUGGUACCCAAAAGUGUAG